GUCCUGCCUCCAGCUCCUCCUGUCCCAUCUGUGAAGCUGCUGCACAAAGUGCACCUCCCUCUCCUGCUCUCCACGUUGCUCUCCUGCUGCUCCUCGCUGUGAGACUCCCAGAGCUCUGCGUUGUCUGCAGCAGUUCAGAGGAACAUGAUCACAGGACCAGCUGGAUAAAGUUAUUUCCAUGGAAAGAAAAGCUCCAAGUGCAGGACCAUGGGAUAUGGCCAAAUCCUCCACCACCACGGGAGAGAGGAGGACCGGGUCAACCUCAACGUGGGAGGGGUGCGGCACAAAGUGGAUCCGAGCACGCUGCUCCGUUUCCCCCAGACCCGCCUGGCCCGCUUGCUGCUCUGCCAGAGCGAGGCGGCGAUCCUGGAGCUGUGCGACGACUACAGCCCGGCUGAGAAGGAGUACUACUUUGACAGGAACCCCCGGGUCUUCCUCUGUGUGCUCAACUUCUACAACACGGGACGCAUUCACAUGAUGGAGGAGCUCUGCAUCUUCUCCUUCAGCCAGGAGAUCGAGUACUGGGGCGUCCACGAGCUGCACCUCAGCUCCUGCUGCCACAACUUCUACCACGAGAGGAAGGAGUACAUCGAGGACCGGGACUGGGACUUGAGGAGUGACGACAACCACGAGCCGAGCUUCGACUCCUCCUUCGAGGAGCUCUCCGCUCUGGAUAAAGACCUCGCCAAGUUCAAAGGCGCGUGGUGUUCAGAAGUGCGGAGCUACAUCUGGCUCAGGCUGGAGGAUCCGGGCCACUCCAGAGCCUCCAAGAUCAUUGCGGUGGCUUCCCUCAGCGUCGUGUUGACCUCCAUUGUCGCCAUGUGCGUCCACAGCAUGCCCGAGUUCCAGCGUGUGGACGACAACGAGAAGCCCAUCGAGGACCCCGUCCUCUCUGUUCUGGAGCAGAUAUGCAUCGCCUGCUUCUCCGCAGAGUUCAUCGUCAGGCUGAUUGUCGCGCCCUCCAGGAAGAAGUUCCUCGGCAACCCCUUGAACAUCAUCGACGUCGCUUCCAUCGUGCCGUUCUACGCCACGCUGGCCCUGGAGACGAGCGACGAGGAGGGCGCGGAGGAGAACGAGGACUUGGAGAACGUCGGGAGGGUGGUGCAGGUGCUGCGCCUCAUGAGGGUUCUCAGGAUCCUCAAGCUGGCUCGUCACUCCAUUGGACUGCGAGCGCUGGGUGCCACUGUCCGUCACAGCUACCAGGAGGUGGGUCUGCUCAUUCUCUUCCUCUCGGUGGGAAUCUCCGUCUUUUCCGCACUCAUCUACUUCGCCGAGAAAGAAGAGAAACACACCGAUCUGGGAACCAUCCCUUCGGGCUGGUGGUGGGCCAUGAUCACCAUGACCACAGUUGGUUACGGCGACACGUGUCCCGUGACGCUGGCGGGGAAGUUAGUGGCAACCUUGUGCAUCAUCUGCGGCUUGCUGGUGGUGGCUCUGCCCAUCACCGUCAUCUUCAAUAAGUUCUCCAAGUACUAUCAGAGGAACAAAGCCAUGGAGGGCCGGGGCAUCACCAAGCCUGAGAGACAAGACCCCGAGCUGCCCUAUUACAACAUCAAAGAGCUGUUCACAGGAAGUGUGUACCCCUUCAUAGGAAGCAUCGCCUUCAGGAACAGCGAGAGCAGCGGCGGGGACGACACGGACGCCUCCAGCCUCCAGGACAUCGAAGCGUACGAUAACAUUUGUGAAAAUGGGCCGACAAAAUGAGAUUCCUGCCAUAUCACUCUCUUUAUGACGGGAAGACUCUAUGUGGCUCAGAGGGCUGAGCGUCCCUUUACCUUCCCGCUCUGCCUUCCUCCUGCAACUUGACAGAGAAAUAUGUUGGACGUUUUUUCUCUCUUUUUUUGUUGGCUUGUGAAAAAUACAAUGUCACUAAAACCAGGAAAUCUAAAGGGAAUUAUCCGAGCCAGGCUCUGAGGUCUGAAAGCCCAUUUUCUGCUUGAGAAAACUGCAACGAUGCAUGUAGGAGGCCGUAAUGUUAAUGUUUUUCAAAGUAAUGUCCUUUAUUGAUUUGUCUGCUCGCUGCAAGUUCAAACUGAGAGUUCGCUCGAUGCAAGAGGCUAGAAUGACAACGACGGCUAAAAAUCAGAACGUGGGUCUGAGGCAGCCUGCAUGACUAAAAACAAAUCCACUUUUGAGAACGAGUAAUGAAAAUAGUUAUGUUAUAGUUCUGUCGUUGAUGCUGAUGAAUAGUUUGCUCCUGUUUGUUUGAUCACUGUGAAAAAGUCCAGGUUGUUUCAGUUUGUGAAGCUGUUUCAACGUGUUGAGGAGAAACUCCUCUGAAUGUGAAAUAAAUCUCAGAAGAAAGCUGUUUCUUCUGUGUGGCCAAAAGCUGAGUUACUUCUUUCAG
Messenger RNA from Austrofundulus limnaeus, 2347 nucleotides. RefSeq names its product potassium voltage-gated channel, delayed-rectifier, subfamily S, member 3b (gene kcns3b). Gene Ontology annotation, biological process: protein homooligomerization; potassium ion transmembrane transport; action potential. Bases 208 to 1704 code for a protein of 498 amino acids. Gene Ontology annotation, molecular function: protein binding; voltage-gated potassium channel activity. The record is from RefSeq and is a predicted model, not a curated record. Lineage: Eukaryota; Metazoa; Chordata; Actinopteri; Cyprinodontiformes; Rivulidae. Gene Ontology annotation, cellular component: membrane; voltage-gated potassium channel complex. The transcript has 2 exons.